AUUGCAUAAAAAAUGGGAAGAAAGAGGGGUUGGGGAGGGGGAUUCUGCUUUUUCUCUCUGGUUAUUGGGACGGGAGGAGCGCGGCUGGACGGAUCCGGCGCCGUCCCGUCCUGGUGCGCAAUGGGGAGCGGGCGAAGGGGCCGCGCGGGGGGAUCGGUCCCGCCGAGCGUCGCCGCGUCCCGGCGAACGUGCCAAGGAAAACAUCGGCAACCCGAUCCCUUCCCCGCCGCCACGGGGGCCCCUGGUUAUCCUGGAGGAGAAGCCGGAGAAAUUGGGGGGCCCCCGAGCUGCGCCGAGAGCCCGUUCCCCGCUCCUCAGCUAUUCCUGAGCCAAGAACCGAUGUCCCGAGGUGACACCGGCCUCCCCAUGGCGCUGGUGCUGGGGGCCGUGCUGCUGGUGACAGGUGCCACCGCGGUGUCCCCCGCGCUGCCGGCCCCCCGCGACCUGGCGCGUUCGGUGCUGGAGACCCACGGGCAGGAGCUGCGGCUGCUCAAGGUGCUGGGAGUCGCCAGGACGACGUUCGACUGGGGGACCCAUUUCAGCAUCAACUUCACCGCCCGCCAACCCGCCUGCCCCAAAAACGUCCCCGAGCGCCGCGGCGGCGGCUGCCAAGCCCGGCCGGGCAGGGCGCAGCGCUGCACAGCCCAGGUCUCUGUCUUCGCCUUCCUGCCCGACGUGCCGCUGUCAAUGGUGGAGUGUGGCCAGGAGCCGCAGCCUGGUGGCAGCACCCAACCCCGCACCCCCGGCACCCCCGGAGCCGCCGGCACCAGCGCGGGUCACCCCUCAUCAUCAUCAUCAUCCUCACCACGGCCACCCCCGCGCCCCCGGCCCCCCAACAGUGUGUCCCUGCUGGGGACAUCCCGCCGCCCCCUGUCCCCAGCGGCGCUGGAAUAAAGAAAUGUCGGGGUCGGAUGUGUGUGUGUGGGGGUGACAUCCCGGCAUUGGGCAACAGGGAUGGGGCAAGCGCGAGGUUUGGC
This is a messenger RNA of Columba livia (rock pigeon), 977 nucleotides long. RefSeq lists its product as uncharacterized. NCBI's taxonomy places the organism in Eukaryota, Metazoa, Chordata, Aves, Columbiformes, Columbidae. The transcript is spliced from 4 exons. The coding region runs from base 13 to 894 and encodes 293 amino acids. The record is from RefSeq and is a predicted model, not a curated record.